UUAUUUUUACAUCAAAAUCAUUCCAAUAAUAAUAAAUUGUAGAUUGUCAUUAUUAUAAAUAUUUAUAGAUGAUGUUAUACACAAUUAUACUCGUUAUGCCAUGUUUAUAACCGUAAAUAUAGCCAUACGGGUAAACAACAAUAUAUUUUAGAGGUUGAUCGGUAUCACAAUAUUAUUAUCUUCAAUUCUACACCUUUGUCGGUAUUUUCUAAAACUUGAUUAGUUACAUAAUAAUAUAUCUAAUAUUAGUUAUUACAUUAUUUAAUUUGUCCCUUGUCCGCCGGCCGUCGCUUAGCCCUCUAUCGUGAGUCGUGACUCUAUAGUCUUAAAGUCUUUACCUAUUGGCACUUGGCAGACGACAUCUUAUGACUGUUAUGAGUAUGUUAUGAAAAUAAUAUUAGUAUCAUUACAAAUUUGUCAUGAUUAGUAUUUAGUAGGCACUAGGCAGUAGCUUAUAUUAUUAUUCUAUGACAAAAAUAUUAUACAGUAGGCACUAGGCAGUAGCUGACAACUUCACAGAAAUGGAUGACAUAAUGAGUACAUCAAGUGAACAAGGUUCAAAGCAAGUUCUGAAAUCCUAUAAUUGUGAAUCAACAAAAUAUGAAAAUAGAAAUCACGCAGUUGAAGUAUUAAAAGGCCUUCAAUCAAUGCAAAAUGUUGAAAAUUUAAGUGAUAUAAUUCUUCAAACUGAUGAUGGCCAAAAAGUAUUUGGUCAUAAGGCUGUUUUAGUAAUAAUUAGUUCAUAUUUCCGUGCAAUGUUCCCCAAUAUUUAUGAUAGAAAUAAAGAUUUUGUUAAUAUAUCAAUAGAUUCAACUACAUUAAAAAUGUUGGUUGAUUACAUGUACACUGGCGAAAUCACGGUCACUAUAGAAAAUGUAAAGAUGGACUAUGUAAAAGAUGUAUGUGCCGAGUUUUUGCAAAAACAACUGAAUCCAUCAAAUUGUCUUGGUAUCAAAGCAUUUGCUGACUUACAUAACAGUGUAGAAUUGUUAUCAAGUUGUGAAGCAUACAUUAAAAAACAGUUUUUCGAAGUGGUCGAAUAUGAUGAGUUCCUGUCUUUAUCUUUUGAAGAAGUGAUUGGGUUAAUCUCCUGUAAUGACCUUAAUGUUCCAUUUGAAGAAAAAGUAUUUGAAUCUGUCAUUAAAUGGGUACAACAUGAAUUAGAUUUAAGAGCUGAUGAUAGUUUACCGAAUUUAAUGUCUUAUGUCCGUUUGCCAUUAAUUGGUAUACAGUACAUAUUAAAAGAAGUAGUUGAUCAUCCUCUUCUCGAACGCAUUCCUAAAUGUAAAGACUAUGUAAUUGAAGCGUUACGAUUUAAUCUACUUAAGACACAACAAAUUUUCACCAUUCCACAGUCAAUUCGGAGUAAACCUAGACAGUCUGAACAUAAAGUUUUUUUGGUAUUAAGUUGGUCUCGAGCAAUGAAAAUGAGUUAUACUAACUGGUAUGACCCAGAAGCCAACAGAUUUCAGAUUGCACCAGGAUUGAAAGAACGCCGUAGUAAUGCUGAUCUAGGCUUGGUGUCAGAUCAAUUUAUAUUUGCUGUAGGCGGUGUUUAUAACUCAAGUUCUCGGUCUGUUGAAUUUGUAGAUAUAUCGACACGAUCACUAAGAUGGAUACCGAUGGUUGACAUGUUAAUUAGUCGGAGAAAUUUAGGAGUUGGAAUUGCAAACAGUUGUAUUUAUGCUAUUGGCGGAGAAGGUGAUACUGGCCAUUUAAAUACUGUAGAGGUUUUUGAUGUCAGUAUUCAAAAAUGGCGAAUGGUAUCAAGUAUGUCUACUAAAAGAAGUCGCUUUGGUGUUGGCAUAGUUAAUAAUCUUAUAUAUGCGGUAGGAGGUUUUAAUGGUUCAUCAUAUUUGAAAUCCGUAGAAUGUUAUAAUCCAACUCUUGACACAUGGACUCCAGUUGCAGAAAUGUCAGAACAUCGCAUUGGUGUUGGUGUUGGAGUCUUGGGAAAUGUUAUGUACGCUAUUGGUGGGUGUAAUAGUUCAGGAUUUUUUAAAUGUGCCGAGAAGUAUAGUCCAAGUACUGGAAAUUGGACUCCUAUUGCUGACAUGCAUUUGGGUCGAGCCUCUGCUGCAGUAAUCAUAUUUAAUGGCAUGGUGUAUGUGAUGGGUGGAUUUAACGGAACGUCUAUUUUGUUUUCUGUAGAAAUUUACAAUCCCAACACCAAUACCUGGUCCAUAAAAGUAUUACCAAGUUGUAUUGGUCAAAUUUAUGAUGGAGUAGUUGUUAAUAAACCACUGUAUAAUUAAUGCCUACAGUAACUGUUUAUUCAUAAUUCAAUAUAUUUUAUAUAAUAUUAUUCUUUAUUAUGAUGUAUAAUUUAACAAUUAAUAUUGUUACACAAGUGAUUUUAUAAUGUGAGACUGAAAUGUUUUUAUAUAACUUUAUUUUACUUUUUAUACUAAUAAACAAACUAAGAUUAAUUAAAUUACCAUACCACCUAAAUAGUAAAUACUAUAUUUACAUUGUUUUUGGUACAAUUAACUACUGUAGUUGGUGUUAGCAAAAGAAUGUUUUAAUUACAUCUACAUAAUAUUUUGAUUCCUAAAUAAA
Molecule: messenger RNA, 2559 nt
Organism: Metopolophium dirhodum (rose-grain aphid)
Lineage: Eukaryota; Metazoa; Arthropoda; Insecta; Hemiptera; Aphididae
Product: kelch-like protein 2
Exons: 11
Coding region: 522-2255 (577 amino acids)
Molecular function (GO): protein binding
Source: RefSeq, a predicted model, not a curated record